This is a messenger RNA of Thyridium curvatum, 945 nucleotides long. RefSeq lists its product as uncharacterized. Lineage: Eukaryota; Fungi; Ascomycota; Sordariomycetes; Thyridiales; Thyridiaceae. The record is from RefSeq and is a predicted model, not a curated record. The transcript is spliced from 3 exons. The coding region runs from base 1 to 945 and encodes 314 amino acids. Gene Ontology annotation, molecular function: oxidoreductase activity.
AUGGCGGACGCUGCGAAGCGCAGAUUGCAAGCCAUAGGCCAGCAAUUAGCGCCAGCCGCGGGUAACAACGACACUUUUGAAGGUAUUGCCAGAAUCAAGCAUGUCGCAGGGGCCUCCAACGGCCUGAGGGUCGGUGGAAAGGUCGUCAUUAUCACCGGAGCGAACUCGGUCCUCGGUAUUGGCCGUGCUUCUGCGCAUCAAUUCGCUCAAAACGGUGCAAAAGCUGUGUACCUGUGCGAUUUCGAUGAGACUCACCUAGAAACCCAUAAGAGGGAGAUCCAGUCUCUAUACCGAGGCGUCGAAGUCCACACCCGCCGCUUCGAUGCUGCGGAUGAGGAGGCGGUAAAGGGCGUCAUCAACGACGCCUUGAGCAGAUACGGAAGACUGGAUGUCUUUUUUGCCAAUGCCGGCAUUGUUGGCGCUCAUGCCUCGUUCACCGACAUUGACGAACAAAAUUUCAUGCAGACUCUCCGAGUCAACACGCUUGGGCCAUUCCUUGCUGCGAAACAUGCCGUCCCGGCCAUGAAGAAGACCUCUUCGGACAAGCCUGUCAGCUCUGGGAGCAUCAUCAUGACGGCGUCGGUGGCUGGGCUCCGGUCCAAUGCUGGCUCCACGCCGUAUUCGGCGUCCAAGGCGGCGGUGGUGAGCAUGGCACAGACGAUGGCAUACCAGCUCGCUGGCACGGGCAUCAGGGUGAACGCCUUGUGCCCCGGCCUCAUCGAGACGGGCAUGACGGCAGUUGUCUUUGAGACUGCGCGGGCCCGCGGCACGGAGAAGAAGAUCGGCCAGCUGAACCCGCUCAAACGUGGAGGCCAUGCCGAUGAGAUUGCGCGCGUGGCCCUCUUCCUGGGGAGCGACGAAAGCAGCUAUGUCAACGGUCAGGCUUGGGCGGUCGAUGGCGGGCUGAGCGCCGGCCACCCGUACGUUCAAGGGAAGAUGGGUUGA